Molecule: messenger RNA, 705 nt
Organism: Phytophthora sojae
Lineage: Eukaryota; Oomycota; Peronosporomycetes; Peronosporales; Peronosporaceae
Exons: 1
Coding region: 1-705 (234 amino acids)
Source: RefSeq, a predicted model, not a curated record
AUGGGGGCCGACGAAGCGAAGAAAGCUGACGGCCAUGUAGACACGGACAUUGAAAUGGAAGGCGAUAGCUCGAGCGACAAGAACGCCGCAACCCCUGAAACCAGAGAACGCUUGCUGGAGACAGCUCAAUCCAGCACCAAGACGGACGCAGUGGCCACUUUGGAUGAGGCAAAACCUGUUGCGUACAAGGCAAGCAAACCCAUCCCGGUCCAGCUACAACAAAAGCGCGCACGCGCCAACACUGAGGCUGAACUGCAAGAAGUUGCGCCCCGGAACCAAGGCGAUGGGAGGCCACUUCGCGAAAGAGACGCUGCUACCCAUGAGCAGCAUCGGCGCGUACUUAAGCAACUUUCAGGAAGAAGACAAAAGAAAAUAUUGCGUCAAGGCUCCAAAACGCAAGAGUGCUCAGUGGCAUCUCUGUCGCCAACCAAACAACAGGCCGCGGAGCCGAAAGCGCUAAAGCAACAAUCUCUUUUUGACGCUUUUGCCGGUGAACGGGACGCACCGCAUCUACCUUCUGAAGAUGAGGUGAAUAAGGGGACGGAUCUGGAGAAGACGGAGAUGGAUAGUGGGCCGACACCUUCGGUCCUCAUGGAAACGCAAGAUGAAGAUGAAGACGUGGAAUGCGUGGGUGAAAAUCUAACCGAGACAAAACGCGAUCUCCAGGUAUGGCUCAACGCGAUUGGGGGAAGAUCACGGACGUAG